Cylindrotheca closterium is the source of this 516-nucleotide messenger RNA. The record is from the annotation of a GenBank genome assembly. Lineage: Eukaryota; Bacillariophyta; Bacillariophyceae; Bacillariales; Bacillariaceae.
AUGACACGAGGACUCUAUCCACCAGACACUCUUUCCAAUAAUGAUAUUGAAACCUUGCAAGCACUUCGUCGGGACAUUUACUCUAACGCACUGAAGGGUGGUUUCUUUGGAAUGGGAUCUGGUCUAGUUUUACACACGGCAGGACAAUGGGCCCGCAAACUAGGUAUCACAAAAGCUAGUUUCAAUAGAAAUACCAUGAUGCUUUCGGUACUAGGUGGGGGUGCCUUUGGCAUGUUUCUCUUUGCCUCUUCGACUGGUAAAGAACAAGUCUACAAACUCCAUCCCAUUUUUCAAGUGGGUGCCAUGCCACCACCACCUGGGGACCUGGAUGCUACUGGUUUGGAUUAUUCCCAAAAGGUGCAACAGGCGCAACUAGUACCAGGGGGAAAGGACGACCAAGAAUUCGAUAUCAAAAAGUUACAUAGCAUGAGAGCGGUGCGACGCAAAACAGUGCAAGACAAUUUGGAACAUGGCAAGGGUUUUAGUGAUUCACAUGGUGGUCGAUGGUCGAGCUAA